Messenger RNA from Boleophthalmus pectinirostris (great blue-spotted mudskipper), 3585 nucleotides. Its product is annotated as band 4.1-like protein 1. The record is from RefSeq and is a predicted model, not a curated record. Gene Ontology annotation, molecular function: structural molecule activity; actin binding. The transcript has 23 exons. Gene Ontology annotation, biological process: cortical actin cytoskeleton organization. Gene Ontology annotation, cellular component: cytoskeleton; plasma membrane. NCBI's taxonomy places the organism in Eukaryota, Metazoa, Chordata, Actinopteri, Gobiiformes, Gobiidae. Bases 10 to 3489 code for a protein of 1159 amino acids.
UCCAUUUCCAUGACGACGGAGAGGGUUGUUGGCGCGGAGAUGAGGAGCGCGAUGGAGGCAGACACCAGGAGAGCCAAUCAGGUCCCCGAGGAUCACGAGGUAGACGAUAGCUCAGAGAAAACUCCAAGCAAAGCGUCCAAAUCUCCUCAGAAAAGCUCCAAGAGACCCAAGACCGUGCCUGUCAAAGUCACUCUAUUGGAUGGAUCGGACUACGACACUGCAGUAGAGAAAUUUGCCAAAGGACAGACUCUGCUGGACAUGGUGUGUGGCCACCUGAACCUGCUGGAGAGGGACUACUUCGGACUCAUGUUCCAAGACACUGACAACUCCAAGAAUUGGCUGGAUCCUUCCAAAGAGAUUAAGAAGCAGAUUCGGGUGGGUUCCUGGGUGUUUGCGUUCUCAGUCAAGUUCUAUCCUCCAGACCCAUCAGUGCUCAUCGAAGACAUCACCAGAUACUACUUGUGUCUCCAGUUGCGUGAUGACAUCUUGUCCGGCCGCCUGCCCUGCUCCUUCGUCACCCACGCGCUCUUAGGCUCUUACACAGUACAAGCUGAAAUAGGGGACUAUGAGCCAGAGGAACAUGGUCCGGACUAUGUCAAUGACUUCCGCUUUGCUCCAAACCAAACGCGAGAGCUAGAGGAGAGAGUGAUGGAGCUGCACCGAAACUACAGGGGGAUGAGUCCGGCUGAGGCGGAGAUGAACUUUCUAGAAAAUGCCAAGAAGCUUUCGAUGUAUGGAGUGGACCUACAUCAAGCCAAGGACUCGGAGGGGAUCGACAUAAUGCUAGGAGUCAGCGCUAGUGGUCUACUGAUCUACCGAGACCGCCUCAGAAUCAAUCGCUUCGCUUGGCCAAAGAUCCUCAAGAUUUCCUACAAGAGGAGCAACUUCUACAUCAAGAUCCGUCCAGGCGAGUACGAACAGUUUGAAAGCACCAUAGGCUUCAAGCUGCCCAACCAUCGGGCUUCCAAGAGACUCUGGAAAGUCUGCAUUGAGCACCACACUUUCUUCAGAUUGGUGUCUCCAGAGCCACCUCCUAAGGGCUUCCUCGUGAUUGGCUCAAAGUUUCGGUACAGUGGGCGAACUCAGGCUCAGACCAGACAGGCCAGUGCUCUCAUCGACAGACCCGCCCCCCUCUUCGAACGCUCUAUCAGCAAGAGAUACAUGCUGCCCAGGAGCCUGGAUGGAGCCUCAGCUCUUGGGGACAGCAUGGACCAGCUGUCUCAGAGGAGCUCCAGUGACCGCACACAGUUCAUGUCUAGAGAAGAUCUGGACCAAGAGGGAAGUCUGGACCUGGAUCAUGACCAGUACCACUACGAAGAUCAGGACCAAGGAGACUUUACAGACCAUGAGUUAGACCAGGGUCCAGACCCUAGGUACAGGUCAAGCCGGGACUCUGAGGUCUCUCCACCGCCCAUCAAAACCAUCGAAGUCAAGCGAGAGGAGGCAGGCUCCCCACUAGACUCAAAGCCCGAGGACGUGGUGGUGGCACCUCGGCCCAAACAGGAGCAGUUUUUGGAUAAACCUGAGGAUGUCCUUCAGAAGCACCAGGCGAGCAUCAACGAGCUGAAGAGAGCUCUGAGACAGCCCAACAGCAAGAAGCGCGUCCCCUCUUCCACCUCCUCCACAUCCCCUGGAGGAACGCCUGAACGAAAACCCGCGAUGGGUGAUGCCAAAAUGAUUGACAACCAGGCUUACGAUGGAACAGUGGACUCUUGUAGGACAUCUUCGAGUAGAGAAACAUGGACUGACUCUCACAUGAACAAUGGUCAAAUGCCUUGGGAUGCAACCAGACAGAGGAAAGCUGUAUCCCCAUACCAGGACGUCUCUCCGUCCUCCAUGACUAAUGGACAUUACAAAGGAUUCACCACACAUGCCAUUCAUGAAAACGGAUAUGCUGCGCACUGUCACAGUUUUGAAUCUUACCCAAAGGACAAUGGUAGCAAAACGAGUGACAGCAAACCUUGUGAUGCUUCCAAGAGACCUCAAGAGGGCGCCAUGACUGAGAAUGUGCAUUCAGAAGUUACUAGAGUUGUUCCUUUAAAACCGCAAAGAUCCAAGAAAUCUUUGAAUAAGGACAAUAAAGUGACUACAAGCUUUCAAACUACUUGGUCUGAAAAAAUCCAAGAUACAUCCAGUGAGACAGCAAGGAUGCUAUCAGAUAAUGCUGCAACUCAAAAUAUUAUAAAAGAAAACCCACCAGUCAUUAGGGACCAGAGUGGAGCAGCAGCAACACAAUGCAGAAAUGAUUUGCUAGACCAAAAACAGCAUAGUGAUUUUGGACCAACAGGGAAUACUAGACAGGAAGAGCAUAUUCAAAACAACACAGAAUUCAAGGUCCCCUCAGCCCCUCCUCGAAGUCUUCCACUGAAAACCCAAUGGUCCCGCGAUCGUCCCAGCCAUGUGGACACCAGCCACAUCCACCACAGGACGUCCAGCCAGGAGACAAGCAGCAGGAAGCAAGCGGAGACUCCUCCCACUCCAGCCAUCCAUGAAGAGCCUCCUAAUGAAGCAUCCAGGGAGCCGUGGGAGCGGCGCCUGGGCUCUGUCUCCGAGGAUGACCAGGACCAUGAGAGCCUGUACCUUAAGGAGACUCACCUGGGCAUUGAGAGAAAGUGCUCCAGUAUAACGGUGAGCUCCACAUCUAGUCUGGAGGCUGAGGUGGACUUCACUGUGCUCACAGACCUGCACAGUGGCAUGGAGGAGUUCUCCAGAGGCAUGUCCGAGCUUGGAGAGAGAGACCUGUCCCCAGACCGGGGCCUGUGUCUGGGCAUUGACCUCCUGCACCAGCUCCCCCCAGAACCACUGCCCCCUCUAGUGGCCGCCCCUCUGCCCAAAGUCAGCAGCAGUCCCCCCACCAGGCCAGUGCAGGCGGAGGAGGUGCGGUCAGAUGUGCCCCGGAGGACUGAGGGACCAGAGGUCAUCAGACAGCCUGUGGUUCCCAAAAAGCCAAAGCGUUCGGUGCCUGUUUCGUCAUCUGUGGACAGAGAGAGCAGUAGGGUGGGGGCUGUGACACCUCUGAGCAGAGAAGCCAGUGAUGUGACACCUACUCCAGCACCCAGGAAGACAGAUGUACGCACAGAGACCCAGCCCAACGGAGCAGAGGUCACCACCACCAUCGUAGAGUUCACUGACCAGGAUCAUGGUCUUAGCAGUCUCAGUGAUGCGCCCUACUCAACAAGACAAAGUGUUUCUCCAGUUCAUAUGAGCACUUUUGGCAGAGAGAGUGCCGGGUCGCCCAUCCUCAUGACUGAAAAUGUUACCUCAGCCACCACUCAUGUCACCAAAACGGUGAAGGGAGGGUACUCCGAGACCAGGAUCGAAAAGAGGAUCAUCAUCACAGGAGACGAUGACGUAGACCAGGAGCAGGCCCUGGCCAUUGCGAUCCAGGAGGCCAGGCAGCAGCAUCCGGACAUGCAGGUGACGAAGGCUGUGGUUGUCAGGGAAACCGAGUCAUCCACUGAAGAUCGACACGGGGCAUCUGAGUUGUGAUUCCUCAAGACUAGAGUGCCCCCCUAUGGCCCAUACAUGUCAGUGCCCCACCUGGACCUACCACCCACUGUCUGAACUCCAGCCAGCGGCCUCACC